AUGCAGUCACGUGAGCAAAAAGUUGCGCCCAAGCGACUCACUGCAUCUCAAUCUUCACCACCGAGCAGGAAACCCGUGAAGCAGAAUUCCUGUGGGCUAACUUUUGUAUAUGGUAGGAGAUUUUUCUCUGACCUGCCUUUAGAAUAUAUUGUCCUAGAAUUAAUACUGUAUUUAAGCAGUGUUGUUAAAAUUAUUCCCAAAUUUAAAAUACAAAUUAUUACCUUUUUCAGGAAAUCCAGUAGAGGAGACUUCGUAUUUUCUGCUGAUCGUCUGAUCAGACUUGUGGUUGAAGAGGGACUGAAUCAACUGCCAUACACAGAGUGUACCGUGACCACUCCAACAGGACACAAGUACGAAGGAGUCAGAUUUGAAAAGGGAAACUGCGGAGUCAGCAUAAUGCGAAGUGACAGGCAGCUAAGGCAGAGUCACAAAGUGGAGAUAGGAGAACGCAGCCCAACUGAUUUACGGAGUUCUGCUAAUCGUGAUUUAAUGUGUGGUGCUGCGAUACAGCUGCAGUGCUGUAGUCAUUAUUGCCUUUGCCCUCUCUCAAAAGGUGCCAAAUCCAUCAUCCAGGAAUUCCCAGAGAUCACGAUUUUAACCACAGAAGUUCAUCCCGUUGCACCAACGCACUUUGGACAGAAGUAUUUUGGAACAGACUGACACGCUCGGGGCAAACGGACAUGACUGUGAUGUGACAAGAGGUUUCUUUCUACGUUUCAUUUUUGUUGAGCUGGUGGAGGGCGUGUUUAAAAAUCCUUUUGGCCAAGGGGGUAAAUACUUGACUUGAUUGGUUCUGGUCAGUAACUGCCUGAACGCUGUGUCAGGUACAACAGCAACGUGCUCCGUCAUGACAAGGGCAAGCAGCUCAGUGUCGGGGCUCUAUAAAUCGCUACGCUCUCUGCUUUAACUUAUUUAUUCUUCUAUCGCCUGUCUUGUGGCUGCUUGCAAGAGCAAAAUAAACCAACGGAAUCACAGAGGCGCGUGCUUCCUUUCUGGUGGUAACGUUUGCAUCGCUCCAGGUCAGCUGGUGCAGCCGCUCCCAAACGCUUCCAAAACCACGGGCGUGCUUGGAACUCAAUGCAAUUCUUAGCGGCCACACUGAAUUUUGGGGAGAACUGUCAGCCUUUGGAUGGUGACCAAGAACUAAAGACACAACUCUCUUGAAUUUUGCUCUGCAUUGAUUAUUUUAAAAUAGUAAACCAGCCACCGUUGUCUUGCUCAAUGGUAGUGAAUCAAGAAGGUUCCUAUUGCAGCGCACCCGCCCCGGCAACCUGGGUGGGGACCGAGGGUGGGAGCAGCACUGGCUACAGAAACUCUACACGCGCGGUACUUGCCGCUUGCAGCCUGUGUGGUCGGGUCGGUAUCGCUAAGCCUUUGAAAGGAAGGCAAGCUGCGGCAAAAAGCUGAACUCGAUUCCUAGCUCUGUUUGCAGAGCAGCAGGGCUUGAAGUCAAAAGACAAAUACGGCCCUCGGGGCUUAGCGCCCUUCCAGGACACUCGGUGCAGUAACUGCAUCGAUCGGGUCAAAGCGACCUCUGCCGCCAAAUCCCUUCUUUCUUGGGCUUUAAACCCCCUGGCGCCAAGGACACCAUACCCAGCGCUCAACCUUGCCCAGCCUUACCCAACGAUCACUUUGGGAAAUUUUACAUAUAGAUAUAUACACACACAACCCCCACAGCCCGUUAUUAUUUUUUAACUAUCUCCAUAUUCUAAGAAGUGCAGGAUCACAGAAUGUCACCACAAGUAGAGCACUUCGUAGCUCGUCAGAUGAGCGGAACGCGAAGGCCUGGGCUGCCCCAACCAAGACCUCGUAAGACAGGAGCAGCGUUCAGCGAACCCUUUUUUGACACAGAGGAAGAACCUUCCCCGCUCCGAGCGGUAACUUCAGCUCAUUGAAGUUGCGUAAGGCUUCCAGGGAGAGAAUGUUUAGCCCGAACAUAGGCUAGG
Molecule: messenger RNA, 1946 nt
Organism: Egretta garzetta (little egret)
Lineage: Eukaryota; Metazoa; Chordata; Aves; Pelecaniformes; Ardeidae
Product: uracil phosphoribosyltransferase homolog
Exons: 5
Coding region: 1-660 (219 amino acids)
Source: RefSeq, a predicted model, not a curated record